GCAACCAGUCAUCCGCCGGCGACGAGGAAGAGGACAACUCAGCACCCGAACCAGGACCCAAAACGCUGGAAUACGCUUUUGUUUAUCCGAUUAAUAUGCACAGGAUUUAAUUAGCCAUAGAAGCCUUAGGAGGAGGGGGAGAAAAUGCGACCCAUUUGGGAGUCGGCCAGCAGGCCGCUGUUUGUGCGCUCCGUGUGGAAGGAGUCGAUCGGGAGACGCCACUUCAUCCUCGACUACGAGCCGCGACAGAGGCAGCGCUGGAAACGCCAGAAGACCAGGCUGAGGGGCAACUACCAGCAGACGCAAUCCUGCGAGAUCUUCGAGCAGUCCCCCGAGGAGAGUGUGGAGUACCUGGACGAAUACCUCUUGCUGGACGCCACCAAGCUGACGCUGCAGCAGCAACAGUCGCUGCCCGCUUUGGGUGGGCGGCCUGGCCCCGCCCCCUCGACGGGUGGAGGUCAGCGGGGAGAGCAGCGACACAACAGUCGCCAGUCGAAGCGCCGAGCAUGGCUGUUGAGUCGUGGACGGACCUAUAAUCUGGACCAUCACAUGGACCAACAGUCGCGGCGCAGUUCUCUGCAGGAUGCAGGCAGCACGCUGGCCACGACGUCCAACAAUCCCGAGGAGCGUCUGGCCGAAAGGGUGCUCCAUUGGCUGGACCUGGCCGGCCGCACGGAUAUCGUAAAGGAAAAGGUAGCCACUCCACCGGCCAGCAGUAGUGCCCAGUUGGCCAGAUCCGCCCAGAGGAUGCAGCGCAACCACCAUCGCAGCAUGAGUCUCAAGCGAGUGGCGGUGGCGGCAGCGAAUCACCAGAGAUCGGUGGCCAGGAAGCCAAGUGCCAAGCCGCCACCCGCCGUCCAGCAGCAGGUCACCAACUCCUCCUCCGCCUCCAAUGCCAAUGCCAAGCCCAUAACCAUCAUCUUCAACAAGGAGGGCGUGCCCGUGCGCCUCAAUAGACCCGCUCGCAACAUCGAUCUCUGCACCCUGAGCAGCAGUGCCAGCACCACCAGAAGAUUGGCGGGUCAGCUGGCCUCGGCCCGGCUGUACAGUGGAGCCACUGCAUCCCCGUUGCCGGAGGACAGCCGGACGCCGCCGCUCAGUGGCCGGGGAGUUGGGACCUCGGCAGCCUCCGAUAGCCGGAAGCAGCUGCACAUCUUUAUGCCCAGUCUGCCCAAGAAGGGUCUGUUGACGGUGGGCUCCACGGCGGGCAGCGGCAUCGGAGGUUCUGGCGAGGAUGCCCUGAGCACCAGCUUCAGUGAGCUGUGCCAGUUGUAGUCAGCCUCGGUCUAGUAAUUAAAUUCAGGUUCAAAGGGUGAACAUUGGAAUACCUAGGAUGGAACUUUAUCCAAUCCAAUUUUUAAUGUAGUUUAGUUAAAAAUAGUUUUAGUUGUUCAGUUAAAAAUAAUUACUUGGAGUUUAUAAUUGUGGAUAAUUAAAGUAUUUUUCAAGAUCGUUUGUUUUUAGAUUUUUUCUGCAACUUCAAAGUAUUCGUUAUUACUUUUGUUAAACUGCGGCCUAAACUACCAUGAAGAUUAUUCAAAUUAGUUGACCUUUCCAUCUUUCUUACCAUCAAGUUCAUUGACAUUCACGUGGUUAAUGCGGUUAAUUUGGAAAACUAUUUCUCAUCCUUUUCCUUGCCCAAAAGAAGAACUUUUUUCGUUUGUCUUGAAAGACAACCAGCGCUUUAUUUGUAAGUUCCAAAAAAAAACAAACCACUAGAGAACCAAAACU
Drosophila takahashii is the source of this 1731-nucleotide messenger RNA. RefSeq lists its product as uncharacterized. The record is from RefSeq and is a predicted model, not a curated record. NCBI's taxonomy places the organism in Eukaryota, Metazoa, Arthropoda, Insecta, Diptera, Drosophilidae.